ACUCUGCUAUAUAAGACUGGCGAUCUACCUGGCUUCUUGUGCUAAAGAAUCUACCAUGCUCACUCACCUUCUCUUCUCACCUCUUCUUCCUUCACGGGCCUGAGUAGCACUACUACUACUCUUUGAUUUGCAGCCCAUUUUUCUUUAACCCCCCCCCUUCUUUCACUCAUUCCAUAUAGCAUCAUUCUAUUUACAUUCCCUUCCCUAUAAACAAUGAAGUCUUUCUCAUAUCUCGCGCUUCUUAGCGCGAUUGCGCCUUGCGCUUUUGCUGGAGCUGGCCGCGACGGUGUAGAUGUUCUCAUCGACGUCAUCCAACCCCAGAACCACUACCCCCAGACUAGCGAUGCUCUUAUCCCCAUUGCUAAGCCAGCCAAGUCCGAGUAUGAGUACGUUAUCGUCGGCUCGGGCCCCGGUGGUGCCCCGCUAGCCGCCAACCUCGCCAUUGCCGGCCACAGCGUCCUCCUCAUCGACGCCGGUGGUGACUACGGUCACCUUCGGGAGCGUGAAUCACCAGCUUUGGCCAAUCCUUCGUCCGAGAGGAACGAAGUCAGCUGGGGCUUCUUCACCCACCACUACGAGAACGAGGAGAUCGCCAACAAGGAUCGCAAGCUCACCUGGUUGACACCGGAUGGAAAGUUCUACAGUGGUGUCGACGUCCCCGAGGGAUCAACCAAGCUCGGUAACUUCUACCCCCGUUAUGGUGGUCUCGGUGGUUGCGCUGAGCACAACGCCCUUGUCGCUCUGCUGCCCAGCAGGAACGAUUGGGAUGGCAUCAAGAACGCUACUGGUGACAAGUCCUGGGAUAACGAUGCCAUGAGGAAGUAUUUCAAGAAGGUCGAGAAGCUUGAGUACAGCGUCCCUGAGGGAACUGAGGACACCCACGGACAGGAUGGUUACAUCCACAUCACUCAAAACCCCGACGGUAUCCCCGCCCAAGACGUCAAGCUACUAUCUGUUGUUGCUGGCGCCGCCAAGGCCUUCGGCAUCGACAACAGCGGUCUUACGACUGCCAUCAACAGUGCCGUGGCAAUGGCCCAGGCGAACAGCAUUGACUACGAGACUGGUCUGCUGCCUCUUAACAUGACGACUGAGAUCGCUGCUGCUUUGGACAACAUGCUUGUCCACGAUAUGAACAGCGCCGAUCCUGACCGUGACCUCAAGAAGGCCAUGGGCAAGCUUCCCCUGCACGUCGAUGCCGACAGACUACGUCGCUCCACCCCUCGUGACUACGUCUAUGACACCUGGGCCGCCAAGACGUCUAACGGUACCCGUAAGUACAAGCUUGAUGUUGCUCUCAACACUCUUGCAACCAAGGUUCUCUUCGAUACCACCGGUGCCAAGCCCAGGGCUAUCGGUGUUGACUUCCUCCACGGCCAGUCUCUGUACCGCGCCGACCCUCGUGCCAACCACACCGAGGACGGUGGUGAGCCUGGCACUGUCAAGGCCACCAAGGAAGUCAUUGUUGCCGGUGGUGCCUUCAACUCCCCUCAGCUUCUGAAGCUCUCUGGUGUCGGCCCCAAGGAAGAGCUUGAGUCCUUCGGUAUUGACGUUGUCCUGGAUCUCCCUGGUGUUGGUGAGAACCUUCAGGACCGUCUCGAGACCAGUGUCAACGCUGAGUUCCCCACCAACUUCACUCGUAUCCUUGCAUGCUACUACCUUGCUGUCGACGGAGACCCGUGCUGGGCCCAGUAUGCCGACACCAACAACAAGGGUGCUGAGAAGGGUAACUACGGUUCCAACGGUGUCGUCAUGGGUAGCUUCUUCACCUCAUCUUACUCUGAGGACGGCGAGCACGAUCUGUGGAUCGGUGGUUUCCCUGCUCUGUUCAACGGUUUCUACCCUGGCUACUCUUCCAACGCUGCUACCGUCGCUAACAAGAACUGGUGGUCUUGGUUGGUCCUCAAGGCUCACACCCGCAACCACGCCGGUACCGUCAAGCUUGCCACCACCAACCCCCGUGACACCCCUAUCAUCACUUUCCACAACACCUACGAGGGUAUGCCCAAGGAGGAGGCUGACAAGGACGUUGGUGCCCUCCGUGAGGGUAUGCGCAUGGCUACCAGCUUCUUCGAGCACAUCCCUGCCAUCGAUGGCGCUGCUGAUGUUUUCUGGCCCCCUAAGGAGAUCCGCGAUGACGACGCUGCCCUUGACGAGUGGAUUGUUGAGGAGGCUUGGGGUCACCACGCUUCUUGCUCCAACAAGAUUGGUGGCGACGAUGACAAGAUGGCUGUCCUUGACUCCAAGUUCCGUGUCCGUGGUACCGACAGCCUGCGUAUCGUUGAUGCCUCUGCUUUCCCCAAGAUUCCCGGUAUCUUCCCCGUCCUUCCCAUCAUGAUGAUGUCUGAGAAGGCUACUGAGGACAUCCUCGCCACCAAGACUCCUCCUCACUGCCCUUCAAAGAAGUCUCACAAGAAGAGGUCUCUCAAGAAGCUGUACUAAGGAGAUAAUACUGGCGGGCGGCAAUUCCAUGA
Xylaria bambusicola is the source of this 2471-nucleotide messenger RNA. Its product is annotated as choline dehydrogenase. The transcript is spliced from 2 exons. Bases 214 to 2439 code for a protein of 741 amino acids. The record is from RefSeq and is a predicted model, not a curated record. Gene Ontology annotation, molecular function: oxidoreductase activity, acting on CH-OH group of donors; flavin adenine dinucleotide binding. Lineage: Eukaryota; Fungi; Ascomycota; Sordariomycetes; Xylariales; Xylariaceae.